UUGAACAGACCAAGGACUCCAUGCCGGACUGUGGUUACCGGCGCCUGGUGUUGCAUCUUCUGUGGCUUUGGCUGGGUCAACGGCAAGCACGCUGUUUCCUGCCCGCUAUUGAUGACAUUGUAUGCUGAAAUGAUGCGUGGACGUAGCCAUCGGAGUGUUCCAAGAGUAUUACCAAUCUCAUCAACUGUGCUCCUAUUCAACUUUAAGCGUCGCCUGGAUCCUCUCAUUGGAGCCCUUUGUCCUCUUCGCGGCAGGGAUAGUUAUUGGACGGGUAUACCUUCCACCCUGUAUGCAGCAGCCUCUGUAUCGAAUCUAAUGCUUUGGCUGCAAAUAUUCGACAUCUAUGGGCCGAAAUGGCUGCUCACCACCGGGACAUUUCUGUAUAUCUUUGGGCUCAUGAUGACAUCAAUCUCUGACAAGUAUUAUCAGUUUCUCCUUGCUCAGGGUAUUUGCAGCCCCCUGGGUGCAAGUCUAGUUUUCUAUCCGGCACUCUCAUGCACCGCCACCUGGUUUUAUAAGCGACGAGCCCUAGCCUUCGGCAUUGUCUCGAGUGGCUCCUCCUUGGGCGGUGUUAUAUUCCCAACUAUACUAUCUAGAUUAUUACCUACUAUUGGCUUCGGAUGGAGUCUUCGGAUUGCUGGAUUUUUAGUUUUUAUCCUAUUAGUUAGAACUACCGUUUGUCCUGCUUAUGCUGGUGUCUUGCUGUGGUGUUUUGCUAUGUUUGUCCCUAUUAACUAUAUCAUCCUGGAAGCGCAGGCAGCCGGCAUGGACCCUGGUUUGACUGCCUAUCUGCUGACUAUAUUGAAUUCAGCAAGUCUCCCUGGUCGAAUACUUCCGGGCUAUCUAGGUGAUAAGUGGGGUCGAUUUAACGUAAUGAUUAUGAUGUGUGUGCUUUCUGCUAUCGUUAUACUCGGCUUUUGGAUCCCGGGAACAACUGUUAACCCUGGUUCCGCGGCUGUUUAUAUUUCUUUCCGUCUAUUAUAUGGAUUCGCAUCAGGUGCAUUUGUGGGCAUGGUACCAGCUCUCUUAAGCCAGAUCUCAGCCGAUGUGACCAAAAUAGGGGCUCGUCAAGGUGUUUUAUUUGCGUGCACUAGCAUUGCAACUCUUACGGGGAGCCCUAUUGCAGGAGCAAUCUUGAGUCAGAAUGGCACUUAUUGGGGUUUACAGGUAUUCACUGGCGUUAUGAUGGUAGGAUGCGUAUUAUUCUUCAUCGCCGCCAGAGUGGCCCUUACUGGAUUUUAUGUCAAUAUAAAGGUUUGA
Molecule: messenger RNA, 1260 nt
Organism: Nannizzia gypsea CBS 118893
Lineage: Eukaryota; Fungi; Ascomycota; Eurotiomycetes; Onygenales; Arthrodermataceae
Exons: 3
Biological process (GO): transmembrane transport
Cellular component (GO): fungal-type vacuole membrane
Molecular function (GO): transmembrane transporter activity
Source: RefSeq, a predicted model, not a curated record